AUGGAUUCCCCACAAUCUGUUGUGUCGCCCUUCAGAAGCUCAAUCUUGGGUGAGGGUGAGAAGCACAAGACUGAUGUUUUUGCGCAAAGCAACAGUUCUUCCUCUAAGGAGAUUGAAGUCAACGGGAAGGAAACUAUCAUGUCAAAUGCUGAUGAAUGUGUUGGAGUGCUUGACGUUUAUAUACAUCAAGCUAGGGACAUUCAGAACAUCUGCAUAUACCAUAAGCAAGAUGUUUAUGCUAAGAUUUGCCUGACGAGUAAUCCUGAGAACGCUGUUUCUACAAAGACUAUUAAUGGAGGUGGAAGGAACCCUGUGUUUAAUGACAAUCUUCGUCUCAAUGUUUGUAACGUUGAUUCGUCUCUUAAAUGUGAGUUAUGGAUGCUGAGCAGGGUGAAGAAUUAUCUCGAAGAUCAGUUGCUUGGUUUUGCUUUGGUGCCAUUGUCUGAAGUGCUUGUUCAGAACGGGAAGUUAGAGAAAGAGUUCUCGCUUUCUUCGACUGAUCUAUUUCAUUCUCCUUCAGGUUUUGUUCAGUUGUCGAUUGCUUAUAAUGGCGCUACGCCUGAUGUUAUGGCGAUAUCGGCAAUGCCUGGUGAGGAGGCCACACGUGCCGCUGCGCAGGACUUGGAAACAUCAGAGUCGUUGGCCAGAGAUUUGGGUAAAAUUGAGUUUCCAGAUCCUAAGAUCGCGAAUGAAGAUCACUUAAUGGUUUCAGAAUAUUUUGGCAUUUCGUGCGAGGAGAGUCAAUGCUCUGAUAGCUUAGCCAAUUCUGAUGCUGACAAUCAUAGUUCUGAAGCCGGUGUUCGUCUCGUGGAAAGCUUCUCAGCAUGCAGCGGUGAAUCUGUGCAAGUGCAACCUCCUAAGGUUGAUUCUCCACCAAGCAGUGUGUCGACAAAUGGGGUUUCUUCUCCUUCUGCACAUGAAAGCUCAGAAUCUUCCGAUGCUGCUGCAGCUUCUAAGUCCCCAGGUGAUGAACAAGUUUCAGGCACCAAAGAGGUACAAAAAGUGGAUGUCAAAGAUGGUGAGAGUGAUUCGUCAAGUGUUGUUCCGAAUGAAUUAUUCCCUAAGCCUAUUGUGACGGUCAACAUAGAACCAGAGCCGACGAUGGUGCAGCAGGAUAUCGUUGAUAUGUACAUGAAAAGUAUGCAGCAAUUUACUGAGUCAUUAGCGAAAAUGAAGCUUCCAAUGGACAUUACAAAUGAACCAACUAAUUCCGGAAAUUCAAGCACUGAGCAGAAGCUACCACAAUCUAAGAAUGCUAACUCCCGUGUCUAUUAUGGGAGCAGAGCUUUCUUCUGA
Lathyrus sativus (Indian pea) is the source of this 1296-nucleotide messenger RNA. NCBI's taxonomy places the organism in Eukaryota, Viridiplantae, Streptophyta, Magnoliopsida, Fabales, Fabaceae. The record is from the annotation of a GenBank genome assembly.